AUGUCCAUCACCGGCAACUCUAUGUCGAACCCUUACUCGAGCGUUAGUGACCUCUUGAGUAAUGUCCGCAACUUCAAGAUCAUAGAAUGCAAUGCGACGAUGCUUUCUGAAUUUGGUUGUGACUAUAUUGAACUUACGAAUCCAGCUGCUAGCCCGCAAUCUCGCGACGACUGCGAAGCCAUCUGCAAGCUCGGCCUUAAGGCCAAGAUUCUAACCCACACAAGAUGCACUCUAGAGGACGCCAAGCUUGCGUGCGACUGCGGAGUUGACGGUGUAGAUGUUGUGAUCGGGACGAGCCAAUUCCUACGAGAGCAUUCCCUUGGCGGCAAGGACAUGGUAGCUAUUACCAAGCAGGCUAUCGAGGUUAUCGAGUAUAUCAAGAGCCGAGGCUGCGAGGUCCGCUUCUCGAGUGAAGACUCUUUCCGGUCGGAUCUAGUCGAUUUGCUCUCCAUUUACCGCGCUGUUAAUAAUGUUGGUGUCGGAAGGGUGGGCGUUGCCGACACCGUGGGCUGUGCUUCUCCGAGACAAGUUUAUGACCUUGUUAGAACCCUUCGAGGCUGUGUCUCGACCGAUAUCGAGGUUCACUUCCACGAUGAUACAGGCUGUGCUGUGGCGAACUCCUUCACUGCCCUCGAGGCUGGUGCUACACACGUCGACACAUCUGUGCUUGGAAUUGGGGAAAGAAAUGGCAUCUGCCCACUUGGGGCCCUCAUGGCUAGAAUGAUGCCGACCAGCAGGGAUUACAUUCUCUCCAAGUAUAAGCUUCACCAGCUCAAGGCUAUUGAAGAUUUUGUCGCAGAAGCUGUUGAAAUCAACGUGCCAUUUAACAACCCAAUUACUGGGUUUUGCGCCUUCACACACAAGGCUGGUAUCCACGCUAAGGCAAUCCUUAACUCCCCGUCCACCUAUGAGAUCCUCAAGCCCGAGGACUUCGGUCUAUCAAGUGUCCAUUUCACAUCUCGACUUACUGGGUGGAAUGCUAUUAAGAGUCGAGUUGACCAGUUGGGCCUCGAUGCAAAUUCCUGGCCAGAGGACAAAAUUCGCGAGGUUACGGCCAAGAUCAAGCAGAUAGCAGACCUCAAGGUAAUGACCCUUGAUGAGACUGAUGCCCUAAUUCGAUCCUUCCACCUUGACCUACAGAAGGGUCACGGUUAA
Molecule: messenger RNA, 1155 nt
Organism: Xylaria bambusicola
Lineage: Eukaryota; Fungi; Ascomycota; Sordariomycetes; Xylariales; Xylariaceae
Product: putative homocitrate synthase
Exons: 21
Coding region: 1-1155 (384 amino acids)
Cellular component (GO): mitochondrion
Molecular function (GO): homocitrate synthase activity
Source: RefSeq, a predicted model, not a curated record